Molecule: messenger RNA, 1065 nt
Organism: Durusdinium trenchii
Lineage: Eukaryota; Dinophyceae; Suessiales; Symbiodiniaceae
Source: the annotation of a GenBank genome assembly
AUGGACGCUGAUGUUAAGGAGGCUCGGCGACACAUUGCCUCCUUGGGACGAACGAAGGCUUGGAGGGCAGUUUUACAGACCUUCCUGGACUUUCCAGGUGCCGAUGGGCGUCUCAACAAUGCAGCGGCGGCCGCGUGUACCAGAGGUUUGGCUUGGAGUUCCGCCCUGGAGCUUUUGCAGGCCAUACCUCGGGCGGCGCUGCGGGGCAAUCAGGUGACCUUCAACACGGCUGCCACAGCAUUCGAGAAGGGUUCUCAGUGGCAGAAGGCCGUCUCCUUACUGCACGCUGCAGGCGCCGAUGUCGUUACAUUCUCGGCGGCCUGUAGUGCCCUGGCACGAGGAGCUCCCGACGGCUGGCAGCUGCCCUUGGAGUUGCUGCGGAGCUUCCAGCAGCGGAGCCUCGAGUUCGAUGUGGUGUUUUGUGCUAGCGUGCUCAGUGCCUGUGAGAAGGGCCCGCGCUGGGAGAUUGGUAUCGAGUUGUUAGACUGGAUGCGUUCCUCACUGGACCUUCCACUGAACUUGUUCUGUUUCGGUGCUGCGAUUAGUGCAUGCCGGAAAGGCUCCAAUUGGCAGGGCGCAUGGGCCUUGCUCGAGGAUAUUUGGUCCUCGGCUUUGCAACCUGACUUGGUGGCCUUUAAUGCCACGAUCAGCUCUUGCGAAAAGGCCCAGCGCUGGGAAUUUGCCAUUGAACUCUUGGAGAUGAUGAGUCUCCAGCAAGUCCCGCCCGACGUGGUGAGUUUCAAUGCCACAGCGAGCGCCUGCGAGAAACGUGCGCAGUGGAGCUGGGCUCUUUGGGUCUUCUCGCAGUUGAAGAGGACAAUCCCAGUAGAAAAGCAGAAAGGUGCCUUGCUGAAUAUCAGCAAUGCCUGUGUCAGCGCGUGUGCAAAGGCACUGCGCUGGCAAGAAGCUUUACUCCUGGGGCAGCAGAUCGAUCGACCAGAUAAGGUCACCUACAAUGGUCUAUUGUGUGCCUGCCGCGCCUCCGGUGGCAGCCGCUGGCCCAUGUUGCUGCAGCUCGUGAUCGAGAUGUCCAGGCACCUGGUGAUGCCUGGGGUGGACGCCUAA